AUGGCCAACGUUUCGGUGAUCAUUCCCUUUGAAGCUGAGGGCACCGUUGUUGUCGGCACGCCCAAGAGCAUCAUGAAGGAUCAUGAGGAUCUUGUCAAAGGCACAGCCACCGUGGAUGUUGUUGACGCGGCCAUCGACGAAAAUUCACCACCGAAUGUGUUGUUGGAGGAAGGGUCCAAAGAAGAACUACUGUUGGAGAAAGGGGAGUCCAAGAAUGGUAGUACUGAUCUGCGAUGCCAAUGCCUGCGAUUUGGUGGUGUCGAGGUGGCUCAAGGGUUCAAUCUGAUUGGAUCUGGAAGGGGUUGCCUUGUCAUGUCUAAUAUUUUCCUGGCCACUGCCUUGACGUAUCUGGCGGCCGAAGAAGUAGGUUGUGUCAAGGAAGACGACAAUGGAGCGAUGAUCGUCGCGGACAACUGCGACGAAAAGGUUUUUGGCCUUUUUCGUCCGGCCUCUUUGAUUACAAACAUUGCUGUGAUAUGGGGAGUCCUUGCGGCUUUGUUCAUGCCUGUGAUUGGAGCUUGUAUUGAUUACACACCACAUAGAUGGAGGAUUGGCGCUGGGUCUGCCGCUUUUUUGAUAAUGAUACAACUGGUGCAAAUUGGUGUUGCUAGUUCCACGUGGUUCUACAUGGCCAUGCUUCAGGCAUUGUCGGGGUUCCUUUAUCAAGUACAAAAUCUAACUGCAUAUGCUUACCUUCCAGAAAUUGCUCGAAUCGUUGGAGAAGAGAAAAUUACAAAGUACAUGCCCACCUUUACGAUUGUGCAGUUCCUUAGCCAAGCGCUAUUUUUGCUCCUUGUCAUUGCGGUUUCGCUCUCUCUUGGUUUUGGAGAUGUCCAAACUGCACGCCUCAGCCAAGUCUUCAAUGCAUGUACAGUCUCAUUGACGUUCUUUUGUGGUUGGAGGCUCAUGCCACCUAUCCCUGCCAGACACAUUCUACCAGAGGGAAGGAGCAUGCUCCUGCAAGGGUUCAGGCAAAACUUCACAACAGCCAAAGAAAUCAACCAGCAUUAUAGGAUAGGCCUGCGCUGGUUCCUGUUGAGUGUCACUUUUGGGGAUGCAGCUGCCAAUGCAUUUACCAUCGUGUCAGUCGUCUUCUUGGAUGAACGAUUGGGGCUGGCUGGGAAUGAAGUGGGUAUCUUCUUCUUCCUGGCGUUGAUUGGAAUGAUUCCUGGUGGAAAGCUGGCACAACUUGUGGCCUCGAGAACCAAUCCCAAGGUUUCGUGGAUCAUAUCCAUGGUCGUGUUGUUCGUGGUUUCUGCCGUUGGCGCUCUGCUUCUGGAUAAGGACAAUGCCGUCCCUUUUGCCUUUGUUUGGGGUUUCAUUAUUGGAGUUUCGUUGGGCUGGUAUUAUCCUUCUGAGAGAACGAUUCUCUCUAUGAUAGUGCCACAGGGCAGGGAGGCUGAAGUGAGUGGGUUUUUUAUCUACUGCACGCAAAUUUUGGGGUGGCUGCCUCCCCUGGUGUUCUCCCUUCUUGUGGAGGCAGACGUGGACCAAGGCAUUGGUGUCAUUUGCAUUUCCGCUUUUUUCUUGAUCGCCAUUUUUGCAAUGUCCAUGUCGGGGCCUUGGCAGGAAAUCUUGGAGGAAGUGAAAGGGACGGAUUCGACAGCGGCAAACAUCAUUGACAACGACGACAGGGGAAGAAACCUGGAAGUAAUUUAUUCCAAGACAGAAGAAGCAUCUCCCUGUGGCACAGCAAAGACACUGGAAUCUUCCAGCUAG
Molecule: messenger RNA, 1719 nt
Organism: Seminavis robusta
Lineage: Eukaryota; Bacillariophyta; Bacillariophyceae; Naviculales; Naviculaceae
Source: the annotation of a GenBank genome assembly